GCAGUGAGCGCAGCGGCGGCCGGUCAGGUCGAGCGUGCGGGCCGCCGGCCGGGCAGUAUGGUGAUGGACAUGCGCAGCUGCCGCUACCCGGAGGGCACCUACCCGCCGCUCUCGGCCGGCUACGGCCCGCUGCGGGACGGAGCCGGCAGCCCCGGCUACGGCCAGCCGUACCCCGCGUUCCGCGCCGGCCCGGACAGCACGGCGGCACCGUUCAGUCCUGACCAGUCCGACUACCCGCACGCCUUCAGCGAGGAGGAGCACGGCGAGCACGACGGCCACGCCGAGCACGACGAGCACGUGCCGCACGUGCUGGCGCCGCACACGCACGGCCACGGCCAGCGGCGCUGCCUGCCCUGGGCGUGCAAGGCGUGCAAGCGCAAAUCGGUGACCAUAGACCGCAGGAAGGCGGCCACAAUGCGCGAGCGGCGCCGGCUCAAAAAGGUGAACGAAGCAUUCGACAUGCUCAAGAAGCGAACGUGCGCCAACCCGAACCAGCGGUACCCGAAGGUGGAAAUCCUGAGGGCGGCCAUCGAGUACAUUGAGGCGCUGGAGGACAUGCUGAGGGGCGCCCGCGGCGGCUCCGGGGGCGCCGCCGGCUCGGGCGCCCCCGAGGAGGCACGCCCCGACGCGCCCAUCAACCCGACCUCUGGCUAUAAUAUGAACGGCGGCACGUCCUACUACAAUACUCGACAGAGCAGCUAUAGCAGCCCAGACAGCUACACGCCAAUAACAAAUGGUGGCGGCGUGGAGCAGGCGUCGGCAGCUGGAACUGCCACCUCCACCUCCAGCUUGGACUGUCUCUCCAUGAUCGUCCAGAGCAUAUCUCCUACCUCCACCACCGCCAUUCAACAGGCGACCGACAGCGCGCCCUAGUGGCGGCCGAUCGAACUGUGCACACUGCACCGUGCACGCGGGACAGUGCACGGCGUGACAGGAGCGUGCACGGAACAGUGCACAGGACCGUGCACGACGUGAACCACACGACGAACACGGAGAACUCACAGUGUGAUCUAGUGGAAGGUGCUGCUGGAAGGACUAGGACAAUGGCGCUGGUCGCCGAAAGAUUGGGGGAAUGUUGUGUGGAGGCAGAGUUGACGAGGAUUUUGAGUGGGAGUGGGUUGAGAACACUUGAUAGUUGAUACUCACGUUUUCAUAACGAGCUUGAGUGAAAAGUGCCUAUUUGUGCCUUGUUAGAUUGUACUGCUUUGUUGAUCUGUCCUCACCAAAGACUAAAGAGGCGCUAGAAAACCAGUUGUUUCAAUUAUUUAUUAAAAUAUUCGUCCUAGACUAGUUCAGGUAUUCGGUACCUAGCGAUGCAAUGAAGAACCUGCUUUAAAUACAUCUUGAAUAUGCUGGGUGAAUGUUGCUGCCAGAUAGCCAAACAAAGAAAACGUCAAAUAACGUUUUAACGUUAAAUAACGUUAAAUAACGUUAU
Molecule: messenger RNA, 1435 nt
Organism: Amphibalanus amphitrite
Lineage: Eukaryota; Metazoa; Arthropoda; Thecostraca; Balanomorpha; Balanidae
Product: transcription factor SUM-1-like
Exons: 4
Coding region: 58-873 (271 amino acids)
Biological process (GO): positive regulation of myoblast differentiation; muscle organ development; regulation of transcription by RNA polymerase II
Molecular function (GO): RNA polymerase II cis-regulatory region sequence-specific DNA binding; protein dimerization activity; DNA-binding transcription factor activity, RNA polymerase II-specific
Source: RefSeq, a predicted model, not a curated record